AUGACUGAAGGAGAACUAGGAAGUUCUGCUACUCGCCAUCAUCGUCACAAGACAAAUCAACAUUCACGCCUAAGAACAACUUCACCUAAUGAUGAUCUGGUAGCUGCUGCUGCUGCUGCUACUACUACUACUACAACAACUACAACUUUUACUUAUAUCUAUCCACAACAACCUUUUUCAGUUCAAUAUUAUCAAUCACCUACUGAUCAUCACUAUGGGAACAGUUAUCCAGGAUCGUCUAUUUUACAUUCUCAUCAUCUUCUUCAUUACCCACAUCCUUCAAGUCCCCCUUUUAGUCCUACCUUACUUCUUUCAUCAGCAAACAAUCCUGCGUUUGUUUUAUCACCUCCUUUACUUCCACAGCAAAAUACCAUAGAUAAGAAUUAUGACUUAUUAGAUACUCAUUCACAAAAUGUUUAUGUACGUGGAUUAUCAUCAAAGGAAACUGAUGAAACAUUCUACAAUUUGUGUAAAAAUUAUGGUUCAAUUAGCUCCUCAAAAGCUAUCCUUGAUCAAAAGACAGGUAAAUGUAAAGGAUAUGGAUUUGUAAUGUAUGAAAAUCCAAAACAUUGUCAACAAGCCAUUCAAGGUUUAAAUACAUUAGGAUACCAAGCUUCUUUAGCUCGUAUAGGACAAGAAUCAUUUAGUUCUCGUUUAAAAAGUCUCCAAGAUGAAACAUCGACGAAUAUUUAUAUCUCUAAUUUGCCUUUCAAUAUGAAUGAACAAGAUCUAGAGGAAUUAUUUAAACCAUAUCCAGUUUUAUCCAAUCGUAUAUUACGUGACCAGAAUACUGGUUUAAGUAGAGGUGUUGGAUUUGCAAGAUUAGUGAAUCGGCCUUCUGCUAUGGCAAUUAUUGAAAAAUUUAAUGGAUAUUCAAUUUCAGGCUCAUCAUUAGCUCCAUUACAGGUUCGUUUUGCAGAUUCACCUGCACAGAAGAAGUUAAAACAUCAAACAACUACAAACAAAAAGAGCCCAGCUAAUCUUAUUAUAAGACCUGUUAUGCCUGUUACUCCAGAGACAAUAUUGGGCAUUGCUCCACCAUACUCUUCAAUUUAUCAUAGAUAA
Messenger RNA from Cokeromyces recurvatus, 1065 nucleotides. RefSeq lists its product as uncharacterized. Gene Ontology annotation, molecular function: mRNA 3'-UTR binding; poly(A) binding; poly(U) RNA binding. The transcript is spliced from 5 exons. Lineage: Eukaryota; Fungi; Mucoromycota; Mucoromycetes; Mucorales; Mucoraceae. The coding region runs from base 1 to 1065 and encodes 354 amino acids. The record is from RefSeq and is a predicted model, not a curated record. Gene Ontology annotation, cellular component: nucleus; cytosol; ribonucleoprotein complex.